Penaeus vannamei (Pacific white shrimp) is the source of this 434-nucleotide messenger RNA. NCBI's taxonomy places the organism in Eukaryota, Metazoa, Arthropoda, Malacostraca, Decapoda, Penaeidae. The record is from RefSeq and is a predicted model, not a curated record.
UUCUUCUCAGAUCUAUGUCCUGCUCGAAGCAGACUUGGAUCCUAUCUAGAUACCUCGAGAUGGCUAUGAACAGGAGCAGUGGCAUAAGACUGCAAGAUGUUAUUUAUGUGUUAAGAAGUUUGAGUAACAAUGACGUGGGACGCUCCAUGCUGUGGGACUACCUCACACAUAACUGGAACAAUAUUUAUACAUACAGGAAGAGUCGGAGAGGUGACGUCAUGAAAAGGGUAACACAAGCAUUUAAUACGAAACAGGAACUGAAAAGGGUCCAGUCGUUUUUGAGGAGGAGGACGGUGACCUUGGAGGGGAACCAGAGGAGCGUCCAGCAGGCAGAAGAGAAGGUCAAGAACAACGUCGCCUGGAUGGACACAAAGUAUGACGUCAUAGUCCAGUGGCUGGAGGAGAACGGCUACUCGAAACUACGGGUCGUUUAA